AUGAGCGUCAUCCCGCACGUCCCUGUUAACAACUUCAAUGCCGAACAAACCCAAGCUGCGCUGACAUCUUCUUAUCGCGAGAUUGUCUCCUCGGCAUCUUCUUUUAAAAAUACAGUUGUGUUUAAACCAACUUCCGGAGGCUGGACCUCAUCAAAGCCAGCUGUCACGCCAGGCUCUGCGGCAUCACGGAUUCUUGUUGAUUUAUCAAAAUCUCUAAAGAGCCUAGACACCAAACCCAAAAAGAAAUAA
This is a messenger RNA of Magnusiomyces paraingens, 249 nucleotides long. RefSeq lists its product as uncharacterized. The transcript has 2 exons. The record is from RefSeq and is a predicted model, not a curated record. The coding region runs from base 1 to 249 and encodes 82 amino acids. NCBI's taxonomy places the organism in Eukaryota, Fungi, Ascomycota, Dipodascomycetes, Dipodascales, Dipodascaceae.